Messenger RNA from Emys orbicularis (European pond turtle), 1794 nucleotides. It is a transcript of the gene MMP24, whose product is annotated as matrix metallopeptidase 24. Lineage: Eukaryota; Metazoa; Chordata; Testudines; Emydidae. Gene Ontology annotation, molecular function: metalloendopeptidase activity; zinc ion binding. The record is from RefSeq and is a predicted model, not a curated record. Bases 1 to 1794 code for a protein of 597 amino acids. Gene Ontology annotation, biological process: extracellular matrix organization; proteolysis; collagen catabolic process. The transcript is spliced from 9 exons. Gene Ontology annotation, cellular component: extracellular matrix.
AUGGAGCGGAGGCUCCGCUGGGACCUAGCCAGGGCCUGCUGCUCCCUGCUGGCCGCGCUCUGCGCCCUGCGCUGGGCCGCCGCCGAAGCCAGCAGCGGCCGGAGUUGGCUAAAAGCAUACGGCUAUUUGCUUCCCUCUGAAAGCCGAAUGUCUGCCCUGCACUCAGGAAAAGCUAUGCAGUCUGCAGUUGCCACUAUGCAACAAUUUUAUGGGAUCCCAGUAACAGGAAUGUUGGAUCAGACAACUAUUGAAUGGAUGAAGAAGCCUCGAUGUGGGGUUCCUGAUCAUCCCCAUAUAAGCCAUAGCCGAAGAAAUAAGCGAUAUGCGUUAACUGGACAAAAAUGGAGGCAGAAGCAUAUAACAUACAGUGUACACAACCACACCCCCAAGGUUGGAGAGCUUGAUACAAGGAGAGCCAUUCGUCAGGCAUUUGAUGUUUGGCAGAGAGUGACGCCACUAACCUUUGAAGAGGUCCCUUAUCAUGAAGUUAAAAGUGACAGGAAGGAAGCAGAUAUUAUGAUAUUUUUUGCUUCUGGUUUCCAUGGAGACAGUUCUCCAUUUGACGGAGAAGGUGGAUUCCUAGCCCAUGCUUACUUUCCUGGACCAGGAAUAGGAGGAGAUACUCACUUUGAUUCAGAUGAGCCAUGGACUUUGGGAAAUUCUAAUCAUGAUGGGAAUGAUCUCUUUCUGGUUGCCGUCCAUGAGCUGGGUCACGCCCUGGGCCUGGAACACUCCAAUGACCCCAGUGCUAUCAUGGCUCCUUUCUACCAGUACAUGGAAACACACAACUUUAAACUCCCACAGGAUGAUCUCCAAGGAAUUCAGAAAAUCUACGGUCCACCUGCUGAGCCACUGGAGCCCACCAGACCUUUACCAACUCUUCCUGUGCGCAGGAUUCAUUCCCCUUCGGAAAGGAAACAUGAAAGACAGCCAAGACCCCCCAGGCCACCUUUAGGUGAUAGGCCAUCAACUCCAGGCAUGAAACCCAACAUCUGUGAUGGCAACUUUAACACUGUGGCUCUGUUUAGAGGAGAAAUGUUUGUUUUCAAGGAUCGUUGGUUUUGGCGUCUGCGCAACAACCGAGUGCAGGAGGGGUAUCCCAUGCAGAUUGAACAGUUCUGGAAAGGCCUUCCUGCAAAGAUUGAUGCUGCCUAUGAGAGAUCUGAUGGGAAAUUCGUUUUCUUUAAAGGCGAUAAAUACUGGGUUUUCAAGGAAGUGACAGCAGAGCCAGGGUACCCACACGGCCUGGUGGAGCUGGGUAGCUGUCUCCCCCGGGAAGGCAUCGACACAGCUUUGCGAUGGGAGCCAGUAGGCAAAACCUAUUUCUUCAAAGGCGACAAGUACUGGCGCUAUAACGAGGACAAGAGAGCGACUGACCCAGGAUACCCAAAGCCCAUCACUGUGUGGAGGGGAAUCCCACAGGCCCCACAAGGAGCGUUCAUCAGCAAAGAAGGCUUUUAUACCUACUUCUAUAAAGGGAAGGAAUACUGGAAGUUCGAUAACCAGAGGCUGAGUGUGGAGCCAGGCUACCCCAGGUCAAUCCUCAAAGACUGGAUGGGCUGCAACCAAAAGGAAGUUGAACAAAGCAAAGAGAGACGUUUCCCCCACGAUGAUGUGGAUAUUAUGGUGACAAUCAAUGAUGUGCCUAGCACUGUAAAUGCAAUUGCAGUAGUUAUCCCUUGCAUCUUAUCUCUGUGUAUCCUUGUCUUGGUAUAUACCAUCUUCCAGUUUAAAAACAAAGAAGUGCAGCAAAACGUUACCUAUUACAAACGACCUGUCCAGGAAUGGGUAUGA